Molecule: messenger RNA, 921 nt
Organism: Plasmodium gallinaceum
Lineage: Eukaryota; Apicomplexa; Aconoidasida; Haemosporida; Plasmodiidae
Gene: IF3b
Product: translation initiation factor IF-3, putative
Exons: 1
Coding region: 1-921 (306 amino acids)
Biological process (GO): translational initiation
Source: RefSeq, a predicted model, not a curated record
AUGAACGUAUUUUUGUUAAAUAAAAAAUUAAUUCUGCUUCCAACUUGCAAUUUAAAAAUAUUAUGUGAUAUCUGCAGAUUGUUUUAUUCUUAUUUUACAAAUAAUUUUUUUUUCCAAGAUAAGUGUUUUAUCAAGAAUAUAAAUUAUUCGGAAAAUACUGAUUAUCAAAGAUACUUGUAUAAUAAUAUAUUAAAAAAUUGUUUUUUUUUUUUAAAAAAAAAAAAAAAUACGUUAAAUGAGAAUUCAAAAAAAAAUGUAGAGGAAAAAACAAAUGAUGAUAUUAGAAGUAAAAACAAAGAAGAUAGUGAAAUAAAAAAAGAUGAAUUAAUCAAUUGUGAAAUAGAUAAAGAUGAAAUAAAUAAAGUAAUAAAAAAUAAAAAAAUAAAAAAAUAUGAAAUUAUAAAUAAUAUAAAGGAAAAUGAUACAUUCUCUAGUAAUACUGAAAAUGAUAAAUAUUGUUCUUUCAAUAAAAAAGAAGUUUUAAAUUCAACGAAUUAUAAAAGUUCCAUUUAUUAUAAUUUUGAUCCAUCUCUAAAAACAAAAAGAAUUCAAAUAUAUUAUAAUUGUGAAAUGUAUGAUAUGGAAAGAAAAAUUAAAAAAAUUAAAAAUCUUCUAAUGAAUGGCUUUCCAGUUGAUAUUCUUUUAAUAUACAACACUGAUAAUAUUAUAAACAAAAGCUCAGAAAAACAAAACAAAAAAUUUAAACAAGAAGAAAAUGAGAAAAAUAAAAUACAUGAAACUAAUAAAAUAACAAAAUUUGUUGAAACAGAAAAAUUGAAACAAACGAAAUAUUCUUUACACAUUUAUAUUAAAACUAAUUUAAUAUUAAAUAGUAUAAAAAAUAUUUCAGUUGUAGAUCAAAUUUUUAGGCAUUUUAAAAAUAGAAAUCAUAUUAUUCUAAUUAAAGUAUAUCCCAAGUGA